Molecule: messenger RNA, 588 nt
Organism: Penicillium mononematosum
Lineage: Eukaryota; Fungi; Ascomycota; Eurotiomycetes; Eurotiales; Aspergillaceae
Exons: 5
Coding region: 1-588 (195 amino acids)
Source: RefSeq, a predicted model, not a curated record
AUGCGUCUGAACCAGGUCGUUCUCCUUUCUCUGCUUGGCUUCGCCGCCGCUGCUCCUACUCCCGACGGACUUGAUAGCUCGCCUGCUGUUGUAGCUGACGACUUCAAGCCCGACUGGGAUGCCUUUGAGCGCGACUUCAAAGUGGCUUUUGACGAGUACAAGGAGGACGCGAGUUUGGCCAAGCGCUUGAACACCCAGAGCGCUAGCAAUGUCGCAUACGGGAAGGCAAUCUAUGCCGCUGGUGCUGCCGCUGUCAAUCAGAUUAAGGGUCUGAAGAACUGGGAUAAGGCCAGGGAACAAUUCACCCAGCUAGUCACCCAGGGCAUGAUGGACCAUAACCCUGACCCCAAAACAGCCGUUGCUGCAAUCUGCUACAACAAGGGCUAUGCAGUCAAGGAUCCGCAAGGGAUCUAUGGCUUGCACAGCGAAAAGCUUUCUGUUUGGCCGGCGUCGACCGACUACGACUGUUUCUACAUGGGCAGAAACAACGCCUUCUGGUCUCAGGGCGAUGGUGGCACCAUCAACUUGUUCACCCGCUGGCAACACGGAGCUUGCCGUUUCGACGACAAAUCGGAUCUCUACUGCUAA